Messenger RNA from Penicillium vulpinum, 1077 nucleotides. RefSeq names its product ankyrin repeat domain-containing protein. NCBI's taxonomy places the organism in Eukaryota, Fungi, Ascomycota, Eurotiomycetes, Eurotiales, Aspergillaceae. The record is from RefSeq and is a predicted model, not a curated record. Gene Ontology annotation, molecular function: protein binding. Bases 1 to 1077 code for a protein of 358 amino acids. Gene Ontology annotation, cellular component: cytoplasm; nucleus. The transcript is spliced from 2 exons.
AUGUCUUCACGAUGUCUGACCGACCUCCCUCUCGAGAUGUUCUGGCUCGUUGUGGAGAACCUUGAUUGUGAGAAAGACAUCAACGCUCUAUCACAAGUGAGUCGUGGUAUUUACGUUCUCCUCAACCCGUAUCUUUAUCGCAAGAACGUCUACAACGAUGAAAAUUCUGCUCUUGCUUGGGGAGCCUAUCACGGCCAAGAAGCCACUGUUCGAAAAGCCUUGGAGCAGGGUGCCUGGCUAGAGUUUAAUUGCGAAGAUUUACCAGAACCCAUAACACUUGCAGCAAUUGGCGGUCAUGCGAAUAUUGUCAAGCUCCUUCUCGAUCAUGGAGUCGACCCGGUGUCUGCAUACGGAAAUGACCGGGAUGCGGCACUCGCAAGAGACCAUGCGGAAGUCCUACAAGUCUUGAUUGAGGAUGGUGGAUUUGUGCCGCGCGCCUGGGAUUUUUUCAACACUGCCUGUGAUCGCUUUUUUGAGAGCCUCAAAGUUCUCGUGAGAGCCUGUCCCCAAUGGGCAGAGCUUGCUCAAUCCGAGUACUCCGAUAUACUAGGAAUAACAAUUGAUGGAUCAGCAGCUAGCGUGAAUAUCGCGCGCUUUCUGAUCGAUUCCGGAUCCCCAGUCAACUGUGGAGGCAAUUAUCAAGACAACCCGUUGGACUUAGCCGCGCAUUAUGGCAAUAUUGAGAUGGUGAAACUGUUGCUCAGCCGUGGAGCUGACCCAGACCUUGAAACUCCACUGUGGUCGCUAAGGUGUGCGGCAGAGCGCGGACAUGUGAAGGUUGCAGAACUGCUGUUGGAAAAUAUUGACAUACAAAGCAAAAUUACUGGUGGUGGAGAUGACCAGUUUUGGCUACUUUACUCAGCAGCGGCAUGUGGCUUUGAGAAGAUUGUGCGAGCCUGUUUGAAUGCCGUAUGUGAUGCAAAUCGCAGACUGGAUGUACAGUACUGCCCUUUCCACGUGGAUGAUACCUGCCGAACAUCUGACGGCCGGUAUAAGUUGACGCCAUUAGACUGGGCACGUGGAAGAAGUCACUCUGCAGUUGUGCGUCUUCUUGAGAAUGAAGCACUAGCUUCGUGA